CUCCCACAUCAUCAUCAUUUAGCCAUUUGCAGAUAUUGAGGUUCUUGUACUAGAAAAAACACUUUUAUCAGUAGAAUUGUUGUAAAAUUGUUGCGAUAGGUGUCACCAUAUGUAACAAUGCAUUCCAAAGAAACCCAACCCCAUAUUGAGCUUACUGUCAAUGCAUCCAUUGUCGCAGCUGAAACACAUGGACAUGGUUAUGGCAUCCUUAUGAUGAUCAAGGCUGUGAUAUCGACCAUCUUAGCCAAAUUUCAUUCCGGUUACUUCAGAAUAAGCCUCUCUCUUUCUAGCCAAGCCUUGCUAUGGAAGACACUAGGCGAGCCAACAGAUGAUGCGCAUGCUUUUCGACGCGUUCUUAGCAUGUUACCCUCCGCAGCUUUCACUCUUCUAUGGUCACUUGCCUUGUUCACACUUGUCACACUCUCCAUUCUCUACGUCCUCAAGUGUUUGUUACAGUUUGAUGCAGUGAAAGAAGAGUUCUUGCACCACGUAGGAGUGAACUACUUGUUUGCUCCAUGGAUUUCUUGGCUUCUCUUGCUUCAAUCAUCGCCAUUCUUUACUCCAAACACCACGAAUUAUUUAGUGCUUUGGUGGGUUUUUGUCAUCCCAAUAGUGGCACUUGAUGUCAAGAUUUAUGGCCAAUGGUUCACCAAAGGAAAGCGGUUUCUUUCCACCGUCGCGAAUCCAGCGAGCCAGUUGUCAGUGAUCGGAAACUUGAUUGGUGCACGCGCAGCUGCUCAGAUGGGAUGGAAAGAGAGUGCCAUCUUCUUGUUCUCGUUGGGGAUGAUACAUUAUUUAGUACUCUUUGUCACACUUUAUCAAAGGUUAUCUGGUAGUAAUAACCUUCCGGUGAUACUCAGGCCAGUUCUUUUCUUGUUCUUCGCGGCUCCCAGCAUGGCAAGCUUAGCUUGGGACUCCAUCUCUGGGAACUUCGAUAAAUCGUCGAAGAUGCUCUUCUUUCUUUCACUUUUCCUCUUCAUGUCCCUGGUGUGUAGGCCAACCCUAUACAGGAAAUCGAUGAGGAAGUUCAAUGUAGCAUGGUGGGCUUAUUCCUUCCCUUUAACAGUACUAGCAAUUGCUUCAAUAGGAUAUGCACAGGAGGUGAAAAGCAGCGAAGCUCGUGUGCUAAUGAUCGUGCUAUCGGCACUCUCAGCUCUGGUGUGCCUUGUUUUAAUGCUAUUCACUGCACUUAACACUCACAUAUUUUUCUAGCUACCAAGCGAUGAUACCAUUACAUGUAAGUCCCACCGGUGGCUAGUUCGUCAUUAAUUACACACACACACACACGUGUAAAAGUUCAAACAAAACAGCACAUUCACAAUAUUGUUCUAGGAGAAAUCAUACCGAGUCGACAACCUAAUGUCCAUCUAUUAGUAUAUUGAAAUUUGAAACGAAAGUUGU
Molecule: messenger RNA, 1401 nt
Organism: Cornus florida
Lineage: Eukaryota; Viridiplantae; Streptophyta; Magnoliopsida; Cornales; Cornaceae
Product: S-type anion channel SLAH1-like
Exons: 2
Coding region: 118-1212 (364 amino acids)
Biological process (GO): transmembrane transport; intracellular monoatomic ion homeostasis
Cellular component (GO): membrane
Molecular function (GO): voltage-gated monoatomic anion channel activity
Source: RefSeq, a predicted model, not a curated record